AUGUCGUCCGGGCAGCGGCCGCCAUUGCUCCGCCGCUGCACACGGCACAGCCACGACAUCUGGUGCGACGCGUCUCUGCAGGACUCCUUCUCUGUCCGCCACGACCUCUGGAGCGGCGACAUAUCUCUGCAUCGGCAGGACUCGUUCUCUGUCCGCUCGGCUCACGAGCACCUCUUUUCAGUGCGCUCCUUCCGCUUUGACGACUCACGCAUUCCGCACGCCACCCUGUCGGCUGACGCGGCGGCGGCGCUGAAGCGCGCCCGCGCCGCCUGCCCAAUCUGCCUGGAGGGCUAUGAGGUCGGCCAGAGCGUCGGGUGUAUGCCCUGUGGGGGGCUGCACAAAGCGCAUCGGGAGUGCCUCACGCGCUGGCUCGCUCGUUGCCCAUCGUGCCCCACCUGCCGUUGGGAUCUGCGCGAUGCGGUGGCCACCUACUGCUCCAUCGCCGUCGACAGUGGGUCAGGAUCGGGCCGCAGCGUAGAGGAGCUCCUCUGUCGCGAGCGUGUGGCGCAAAUUGUAUUAUUUGACCACACUUUUUAA
Emiliania huxleyi CCMP1516 is the source of this 537-nucleotide messenger RNA. RefSeq lists its product as hypothetical. The transcript is spliced from 2 exons. Bases 1 to 537 code for a protein of 178 amino acids. Lineage: Eukaryota; Haptophyta; Isochrysidales; Noelaerhabdaceae. The record is from RefSeq and is a predicted model, not a curated record.